Molecule: messenger RNA, 3457 nt
Organism: Nomia melanderi (Alkali bee)
Lineage: Eukaryota; Metazoa; Arthropoda; Insecta; Hymenoptera; Halictidae
Gene: KFase
Product: kynurenine formamidase
Molecular function (GO): arylformamidase activity
Source: RefSeq, a predicted model, not a curated record
AUAUUUGAGCUAAAUUGUACUCUGGGGGACACUUAAUUAUUAACUUCUUUUGUGGACUCUGGUUAAUUCUGUUAUUGCGAAUACGAUGAAAAUAUUUUUAACUCUGAAAAUCUAUAAUGCUAUAUCGACUUUUACUAAUAACAUUAGGCAAGAUUUAAAAAAAUUAAAUUAAGGGAAACUAAAUUGAGUAAAUAGGCAAGAUUUAAAAAAAAUUAAAUUAAGGAAAACUAAAUUGAGUAAAUUAAAGAAUACAGCCCACCAAUAAGUAGAAGAUAUACUAUACACUUGUUUCUAAAAAAAAAGAGCAAGUGUGACUGCGGUGGUGGACAUUGAGAGCUCAUGAGCUUAGUCAUUUGUGCUCCUCGAUGGUGGAAUCCCAACGAAGGAUCUUCAAAGUUAUAUCCAAAUUGCAACCUUUAUCAAACAUUUGAAGUUGAAUUGAUAGCAUUUGACGGAUAUCGUUUGACGUAGACAGAUACAUACCUCCAACAAAAGUAUCAUCACGAUAUUAAUAACGCAAAAAUUAUUAUCAACGGUCAACAAUGUCGACAGAUAAUCUUAAUGAGAUGGAUGUGUUGCUUGUACCAAGCAAAUGGAGUAAAAGGUUCGAUCAUGAGGAGGUAUUGAAGCACUACCACAAAUUCGCUUCAGAAGUUACGGAAAAGGCUCGUAAGACCACUAAAUACGAGUUGGAUAUUCCAUACGGAAACUCGAAUAAUACUAAAUAUGACAUAUACGGAACCGAUUUACCCAAAGACGCUCCAAUAUUCGUCUUUAUCCAUGGUGGAUAUUGGAUAGAAGGUAGCACAGAUAUAGCAACAUUUGCAGCACCAGUUUUUGUCGCUAAAGGAAUCAAAGUUAUAACAGUUGGCUACGAUUUAAUUCCACAUGUUAGACUCGGAGACAUAAUAUCAGAAAUAAAAAUGGCGCUUGAACAGAUAUUAAAAUUAGCCUCGAAUAACGGAAGCAGGUGUGUUUGGGUCGCCGGCCACAGUGCUGGUGCUCAUUUAGCGGUGAAUAUUUUAUUCGAUGAGUCUUGGCUAGAUAAAAUGAUGAAAGAAAGAUACAUGAAAUUAUUUAAAGGUCUUGUCUUAAUAGCGGGAAUUUAUGACUUGACCGCUUUGAUUGACACAAGUAUAAACGACGACUUGAAGCUUACAAAAAAUGAAAUGGCGGCGUACAGCAUUCCUAAUGACACCUCCAAAAUCAAAUCCAUCAAAGGGUUGAAAGUUGUUGUGACUGUCGGAGAAUGCGAUUCACCACAUUUUAUUAAUGAAUCACGCAAGUGUGCCCAGAAACUCAUAACGAUAGCGGAUGACGUCCAAUAUCUUCUUCUUCGAGAGUAUACUGAUCACUUCGACAUCGUGGAGAAACUCACAAAGCCAGAAGACGUUCUGACGAAAAUAAUACUGACUAAUAUAUCCAGCACGUAACAAGUCGUUAUCAAGAUAUGUUAUCAAUCGUACAGAAAUCGAGCUUCGGUGUUCAUGAAAAAUUUAUUAAGUGUAACAUAUUUUUUACGUAUACAUCUACUACUGUUUAUAAAUUACAAAUUCUGUAAAAAAUUAUACUUAAUGCAGUCAGUUUAUCGUACGUUAAUAAUUCUUGUUCGUAGAAUCGAAGCGAAUCGCUUUGAAUGUUUAUUUCAAACAUUUCUGUUUUGACACAUACAAAUCCCUCGCUGAGUUAUUGAAAUUUUUGUUGCUAAGAUUUCUUGGGUUGAAUGUUUAUAUAUCGACUAAUGUGUCUUACUUGAGGUUUUAAAACAGAAUUUGGUGACUGCUUGCUGUGAUCUCUUACUACCGACACUAUUGCAGGUUGUUUAUAUAUGGUCACUACGUUUUUCUGAGAUGGAACAACUUGAUCAUUCUGAGAUUCCAUUGUAACAUUUGGACCCACAACUCGAGGGUUCAACAUACCAGUACACUUAGAGAUAUUUUUUAAUUUGACUAUGUCUUUACCCGCUGCUACGAAAACUCUUUUUAAUUUAUUUUUACUCUUUACAUGAACAAACAUUUCAGAGUCAGUUGUAACAUUUGUGCAACUGUCAAUAACAAUGUCGUUUUCAUUUGGUGUCUCCACUGUAAGAUCCACGAUACUAUUGUUAAUCGACGUAGUCGGCACGUUCUUCUCCACAUCUGACUCAACUUUAUCAGUUCCGUCUUUCCAAGUCAUAGGAUGUCUUGCAAACGAACGCACACGUAGUAAUGGUUUCUCCUCCUCUAACGAUUUAGUAUCCGUCGCAUCCUCAGUCAUAAUAUUAGCUUCAUCCUCUACAACAUACACAUAUAACAAAAUCUAAUUGUUUCCUCUAUUUUCUUUGGUAAGUUCUUCUCAUUGAUAUUAUGAUGUUUAUAACACUAACCUUUUAUUCUAUCAAUUGGGACAUCUACUUUCAUAGAUGGUACAUCAACUCCAACCUUAGACACUACCGUUCCAUCAUUUUCUUCUAUCCGUGACUCAGACUCGUUUUUACAGUCAGGAAUGUUCACAACGUUACUCGAAUUCGUUGUUUUCAAAUUACAAUCAUCAGCACAGUCUUUUAGCAUAUCACUGGCAUUCGUGUGGAAACCUUCACCUAUUUCUAUUAUAUCUAAAUUGUUAGUAUCAACCUUAUUGUUUAUGCUUGUCUCUUUCACUAUUACUUCAUUGGAAUUGGAAUUGUUGGUUUCAACUUUAUUGUUUAUCCUUGUUUCUUUCACUGUUAGUUCAUUUUCAUUGGAAUUGUUGGUUUCAACUUUAUUGUUUAUCCUUGUUUCUUUCACUGUUAUUUCAUUUUCAUUGGAAUUAUUGGUUUCAACUUUAUUGUUUAUGCUUGUUUCUUUCACUGUUACUUCAUCUGUACCUAUAUUGACAUCUUCCUCUUUCUCUUCUUCCUUUUCCUCAGUUUCUGAACUACUUUUAUCCCUGCUUAUACUCAAACUGUAUUCCUCUUCACUAAUAUUGCCAUUCUCAUUAUCUUCAUCCUCAUUUUCUACACUCUCUUCUUCAUCCUCUUCAUCUGAUGAUGUCUCAGUAGCCACCAAACAGUUUUUACUACUUUCUUGUUUUUUCACAUACUCUUCAAAUACAUUAGUUAAACGCUUUUCACCCUCCCUCUUAUUCUCUAACAAUUUCAAAGCUAACUCUUGAUCCUUCAGAGCUGGAUCAUCUUCCUUAUCUUCCAAAAACAGGGAAAAUGUAUCCCAGUAAUCAGCUCGACGAGAACGUUGUAAAUAUUCUCCUAAUUUAAUAAACGCCUUUUUAGCUGUGAAAAAAAUACAAAUGCACUAAACAAAACUUGAAAAUUAUAUUACAUACUUUAAUACAUAUUUUAUCAAUUUACCCAUUCGCUGUUGCUGUUUCGUAUCCAAUCUUAAAUUACUUAAUUUAUUACAUCUCUCAACACAAUCCAGAAUAUCUUUAUAAUCUGGAAAAAUCACUGCAUCCGUGAAUGUACCAUUUUUUUUUACUUUAU